AUGGCUGAGAUCCAGGUCAAGGAAGGCAAAGCGCCCUUCAAGAUAUCGUCAAUUGACGAACCCUGCUUCACCUACUACAAGAUAAUCGGUGACAUUUCUGGCAGCACUCCUCCUGUUGUUGUGGCACAUGGAGGACCCGGCGCGGGACACGAGUACCUCCUUACCUUUGCAGAUCUCUGGCAGAAAUACGGGCUCCCGGUUGUGUUCUACGACCAGAUAGGCUGUGGCUCUUCCACGCAUCUUCCGCAAAAAAGCGGCGACCAGUCGUUCUGGCAGGAGCAGUUAUUCCAGGACGAGCUGGAUAACCUGCUAGACCACCUCGAGCUGCGCGGUGGUCCCGGCUUUCACCUUCUCGGCCAGAGCUGGGGAGGCAUGCUUGGUGCGGCCUUCGCCGCCCGUAGGCCUCAGGGUCUCCGGAGGCUGGUUCUCGCCAGCGCACUUGCGAGCAAGGAGCUCGCUACCCGCGGUGUUCAAAUUUGGAGAGACCAGAUGCCGCCAAAUAUGCAGCACGCCCUCGACGAAGCCGAGCAAAAGGGCGAGUACGACAGCCCUGCAUACAAGCAGGCGCUAGGCUUCUACAACAAGAAGCACGUGUGCCGUGCCGAUCCAUUUCCACCGCGGGAGCUACUGCCGGCUUUGAAGCAUCUGACUGAGGACACGACAGUGUAUCGCACAAUGAAUGGUCCUUCACCUCUCACAGCAGACGGCUCGCUGAACAAUUGGACCGUCAUCUCUCGUCUUCCCCAAAUCAGCGCUCCGACUCUCGUCUACAAUGGCGAAUACGACACCUCCCACGACAUCGCCCAAGUCCCCUUUUUUGAGCUUAUUCCACGGGUCCGCUGGAUCACAUUCCCAGAUGGUGGUCACAUGUGCCAUCUGGAAGGCGGGGGCCGGCGAGAGAGGAUUUUGAAAGUCGUUGGCGAGUUUCUAACGCAGAAGGAAUGA
Messenger RNA from Annulohypoxylon truncatum, 945 nucleotides. Its product is annotated as proline-specific peptidase. The coding region runs from base 1 to 945 and encodes 314 amino acids. The transcript has 2 exons. Gene Ontology annotation, molecular function: peptidase activity. The record is from RefSeq and is a predicted model, not a curated record. Gene Ontology annotation, biological process: proteolysis. NCBI's taxonomy places the organism in Eukaryota, Fungi, Ascomycota, Sordariomycetes, Xylariales, Hypoxylaceae.